AUCUCCAUGUGAAGCUCUUCCUCGUCCUCUUCUUCCUCCUCCUCCUCCUCCUCUUCUUCGUCGUCAUCAUCAUCUUCUUCUUCUCCUACUGCGGCACCACGCCGUCACAUCAGCAAUCAUGACCACCCGGUACCGUGUCGAGUAUGCCUUGAAGACGCACAGAAGAGAUCAGUUCAUUGAAUGGAUCAAAGGCCUCCUGGCCGUGCCGUUCGUGCUCCUUUCACAGCCUACCAACAUCCACGAGGCAGACAAGCCCAGCGUAGCCAACAUGGCCAAGUCAGCUCACCUGCGCUACGCUCAAAUAAUGCAGGACGUCGAAGAGCUACUUGUAGACCACAUCGCUCAUCAAAAAAAAGGAAAGGAGAACAGAUCCAAGCUUAAAUUACUUGUCCCUUCCAUUGGCACGUUCUUCACUCCUCUGCCACUGCAGGACGCCUUUGACUGGCAAGAUAAGAAGCGCUUCAUAUCCUCGCGUCGUUUUGUCGCACCUUCUUUCAAUGAUAUUCGCCUCAUCCUUAACACGGCUCAAGCCAUGUCCCUCAUGCGAUCAGGCAAGCUAGAACUUGUCACCUUCGAUGGAGAUGUCACCCUUUACGACGAUGGCCACAACCUCUCGCCCGACAAUCCUGUCAUCGAGAGGAUUCUUGCACUGAUGAGAAACGGGACGCGCAUCGGCAUCGUAACAGCAGCAGGCUAUACGGAAGCCGAGAAGUACUAUCAACGCCUGUUCGGGCUUCUUGAUGCCGUCGCCGCUGAGAGUCACAAUCUCGAUCUGAACAACAGACUUGUGGUAAUGGGUGGCGAAGCCAAUUUCCUCUUCCGCUUCGAUACCAGUGCUCCACACAAGCUACAGCCCAUUUCCUACGAUGAGUGGCGGUUGCCUGAGAUGAAAAAUUGGACAGAAGAGAAUAUCGCCGACUUGCUUGAUGUUGCCGAGGCAGCUUUGAAGGAUUGUGUUCAGGCAAUGCACAUGCCAGUACAAGUACUCCGUAAAGAACGCGCAGUAGGAAUAUAUCCACCAAAGGGGAAGCUAUCCCGGGAACAACUUGAAGAAACUGUCCUGGUCGUCCAGCGCAUUCUCGAAAUGUCCGAUGCAGGCAAGCGCAUUCCCUUCUGCGCUUUCAACGGGGGCAACGAUGUCUUUGUCGACAUUGGCGACAAGUCCUGGGGCGUAAUGGCAUGUCAGAGUUACUUUGGCGGGAUUGAGGGCAGUCGGAGUUUGCAUGUGGGAGAUCAAUUCCUUAGCGCUGGUGCCAACGAUUUUAAAGCGCGGCUCGCGUCCACGACUGCUUGGAUUGCCAACCCGGCCGAGACGGUGAAUCUUCUCGAUGAGAUUCUGGAGAUGGGUGAGGCGAGCAAGUAGGAUGGGGGCACCCGGCUGCUGUAUACGAUAUGGUACAAUAUGAUGUGUAUUGAUACGACAAGCUCCGAUCUGAGACGUUGUCAUCGACGCUGCUGCACUCGCAUCAAGAGCGAGGCUACUUUACCC
Sphaerulina musiva SO2202 is the source of this 1489-nucleotide messenger RNA. RefSeq names its product IMP-specific 5-nucleotidase. The transcript has 6 exons. Gene Ontology annotation, molecular function: magnesium ion binding. The record is from RefSeq and is a predicted model, not a curated record. NCBI's taxonomy places the organism in Eukaryota, Fungi, Ascomycota, Dothideomycetes, Mycosphaerellales, Mycosphaerellaceae. Gene Ontology annotation, biological process: inosine salvage; nucleotide metabolic process; nicotinic acid riboside biosynthetic process. The coding region runs from base 119 to 1363 and encodes 414 amino acids.